This is a messenger RNA of Prionailurus viverrinus (fishing cat), 2560 nucleotides long. It is a transcript of the gene OSBPL10, whose product is annotated as oxysterol binding protein like 10. The transcript has 12 exons. Gene Ontology annotation, cellular component: membrane; cytosol; intracellular membrane-bounded organelle. NCBI's taxonomy places the organism in Eukaryota, Metazoa, Chordata, Mammalia, Carnivora, Felidae. Gene Ontology annotation, molecular function: cholesterol binding. The record is from RefSeq and is a predicted model, not a curated record. The coding region runs from base 198 to 2489 and encodes 763 amino acids.
UUCCCAGCUCUCCUUCGCCUCCUCCUCUUCCUCCUGUAUGAGUCAGGCAUUUCCCGGGGAUUUGGAGCAGCCACGCGCGGCCCGGGCGCCCGGAGCUAUAGCAGCAGCAGCUGCCGCCGCCGCCGCCGCCGCGCCGGGAGCCCCAGCGCCGCGGCCGCCACCGCGGCGGGCACUCGCGUUCCGGGCGCGCACGGACCAUGGAGAGGGCGGCCCAAGGCGCAGACGGCGGCGGGGGCAGCAACAGCAGCAGCCGCAGCAGCAGCCGCGCCACCUCGGCUGGCUCCUCGCCGUCCUGCUCCCUGGCCGGCCGGGGGGUCUCCAGCCGGUCGGCGGUAGCCGGGCUCGGCGGCGGGGGCAGCCGCAGCAGCCCGGGCUCGGUGGCCGCUAGUCCGUCGGGAGGAGGCGGCCGCAGGAGGGAGCCGGCGCUCGAAGGCGUGCUCAGCAAAUACACCAACCUCCUCCAGGGCUGGCAGAACAGGUACUUUGUGUUGGACUUUGAGGCCGGCAUCCUGCAGUAUUUUGUGAAUGAGCAGAGCAAACACCAGAAGCCUCGGGGAGCCCUGUCUCUGUCUGGAGCCAUAGUGUCCCUGAGCGACGAAGCCCCCCACAUGCUGGUGGUGUAUUCCGCUAACGGAGAGAUGUAUAAACUGAGAGCUGCUGAUGCAAAGGAGAAACAGUUUUGGGUGACUCAGCUUCGAGCCUGUUCCAAAUACCACAUGGAAACGAGUUCUAAGACGACUCCAAGUUCCCGAAGCCGCAGCCUCACUUUGCUCCCCCACGGAACGCCCAAUCCUGCGUCUCCCUGUAGCCAGAGACACCUCGGCGCGGGGGCCCCCGGUGUUGUCACGGUCACGCAUCACAAGUCGCCUGCAGCCGCCCGAAGAGCCAAGAGUCAGUAUCCCGGCCAGCUUCACGAAGUCAGAGAGAUGAUGAACCAGGUGGAAGGACAGCAGAAGAACCUCGUGCACGCCAUCGAGUCUCUGCCCGGCUCUGGCCCCCUCACCGCCUUGGACCAGGAUCUGCUGCUCCUGAAAGCUACCUCCGCCGCUACCCUCAGCUGCCUGGGGGAGUGCCUCCACUUGCUACAGCAGAGUGUGCACCGGGCGGGCCAGCCCGGCCACAAGCCGGGGGCCUCAGAGAACAUCCUGGGAUGGCACGGGCCCGAGUCACAUUCCACGGAGCAGCUGAGAAAUGGGACGCUUGGCUCUUUGCCCGCGGCCAGCGCCAACGUAACCUGGGCGAUUUUACCAAACUCCGCCGAAGACGAGCAGAGCCCGCAGCCAGAGCCAGAGCCAAACUCGGGCCCUGAACUGGUUUUGUCCGAAGAUGAGGACAGUGACACUGAAGACAAAGAAGAGACAGAAUUGGGUGCCAUGGAGGAUCAGCGUAGUAUAAUUCUUCAUCUCAUUUCACAGCUCAAACUGGGAAUGGAUCUGACCAAGGUGGUGCUUCCCACGUUCAUCCUGGAGAAGCGAUCCUUGCUGGAGAUGUAUGCAGACUUCAUGGCGCACCCGGACCUGCUGCUGGCCAUCACUGCCGGAGCCACGCCAGAGGAGAGAGUCAUUUGCUUUGUGGAGUAUUACCUCACAGCCUUCCAUGAGGGCCGCAAGGGGGCCUUGGCCAAGAAGCCCUAUAACCCCAUCAUCGGUGAGACGUUUCACUGCUCCUGGGAAGUCCCCAAGGACAGGGUCCAGCCAAAGAGGACUGCUCCCCACUCUCCCGCUAGCCACGGACACCCGAUGGCCGAGGACCCUUCCAAAAGCUACAAACUCAGGUUCGUGGCUGAGCAGGUGUCCCAUCACCCGCCCAUCUCCUGCUUCUACUGUGAGUGCAAGGAGAAGAGACUGUGCGUCAACACUCACAUAUGGACCAAAAGCAAGUUCAUGGGCAUGUCCGUGGGGGUCUCCAUGAUAGGGGAAGGUGUGCUGAGGCUCCUGGAACACGGGGAGGAGUACGUGUUCACCCUGCCCAGUGCCUAUGCUCGGUCUAUUCUCACCAUCCCAUGGGUGGAGCUUGGAGGCAAAGUCAGCAUCAGCUGUGCCAAGACUGGGUACUCAGCGACAGUGAUAUUCCACACAAAGCCUUUUUACGGAGGGAAAGUCCACAGGGUCACAGCAGAAGUGAAGCACAACCCAACCAACACCAUUGUUUGUAAAGCCCACGGAGAAUGGAAUGGUACCCUAGAGUUCACUUACAACAACGGAGAAACCAGAGUCAUUGAUACGACCACACUGCCAGUGUACCCCAAGAAGAUCAGACCUCUGGAGAAGCAGGGGCCCAUGGAGUCCAGGAACCUCUGGCAGGAGGUGACCAGAUACCUGCGGCUGGGGGACAUUGAUGCUGCCACUGAGCAGAAGCGGCUCCUGGAGGAGAAGCAGCGGGUAGAGGAGCGGAAGCGGGAGAACCUGCACACACCAUGGCGGCCCAAGUAUUUUAUCCAGGAGGGUGACGGCUGGGUAUACUUCAAUCCUCUUUGGAAGGCACACUGAUGGGGCGGAGGUGCAGCUUUCAGAAAUAGCCCUGUUUUUUGUAGGAAUUAAAGUGGUUCAGUAUCAAGGUU